UAGUCACUCACGGCGAGGAAUAGGCUCCCAAGUUUCUCGAGUGAUCCCAUAGACGCAGGACAUUUCUUCCUCUUAGAGAACUAAAGAUAAAGAGAAAACUGAGCGAUUAUGAUUCGCGCGGCUACAAAAUGUUCAAGAGAAGCAGCCGCAACGAUUUGUGGCCGCACGACCUCUGCUAGAAGCAGCCUUGUUCGAUACUCGACGCCGUUGAGAUUGAUUCACGGUGAAAUCAGCGUUCCAAACGCGAAUCAUGUUGCUAUUCAGAUGGUUAAUUACGCUCUUUCCCACGCUAGGGCACAAAAAUCAGAUGAAUCUUAUGCUCAAGGGAUGCUAGUGCUUGAACAAUGCCUUGGGAAUCAACCGAACGAUGAUCAGGUUUCUCAAGAUUCCAAAGCAACAGUCUUGCUUGCUAUGUCUGAUCUAUUAUACGAAAGUGGGAACUCUAGUGAGGCCAUUGAACGCCUCAAGCAAGUCAUGACUCUGACACUGUCUUCGUUGGCUAUUAGAGUUGUUGCUGUGGAAGCCCUUGUGGGUCUGCUGAUUCAGUCAGGACAGGAUGAUGUUUCAUCGAAUGUUGCCGACGAAUUUCUGGAAUUGGUAAAAGGGAGAGGCCAUGAGAAUUUACAGGAUGUAGCUGCUACAGCCAAAACGAUCAAAGGCCUCGCUGAGCUUGUGAAAGGAAGUAUCGAAUCCGCCCAAUCUUUAUUUCUCGGACUUGAAAAUCAUGAAAUCUCCAAAGGUAACGUCGCACUUUCUUAUGGUGAAUUCUUGCACGCCACCGGAAACUUUGAAACGGCAAAGGAGAUGUAUCAAAAGGCAAUUCAAAUGGACACCAAAGAAUCUAUGUGUUCUUGCAACAUGAAUUUGAAGGCAGUCUCAUUGGCAGCCACAUUUGCUCUCGGGCAACUCGAGUCACACAUUGGAAACUUUGGUGAUGCGGAGGAAACUCUGACACGUGCACUGACAAGCGCUGAGGAACAUUACGGUCACAAUCAUCCUAAGGUUGGUGUAAUUUUAACUGGAGUAGCUCUGGUGUACCGAAACAAAGCAAAGCAAGAACACUCGAGUUCUAUCCUGAUUCAAGAGGGUCUCUUCAGAAGAGCAUUGGAGCUCAUGAAAGCACCUCCAUUGGAUUCAGAAGGGCCGACAAAUCUGGGAACUCAAGAAGUAAUGGCUCUAGCAAGAGGCGGCUAUGCAGAGCUAUUACUGAUUCAAGAGAACAGAAAAAGCGAAGGAGAGAAGAUGAAAUCAUGGGCUGAAUCUGCGUGGAAAAACAAACGCAUCUCUCUUUCAGAGGCGUUGACUCUUUCGGAGCCAUUAGGUAAAGUAGCGAUCAUAGAUGCUCGUACCACUCGUGUCCUUUAAAGUUCUCAAGUCAACAAUACACAGCUAUAACAAUGGUGUGAAGAGUCUCGAAAGAUGUAAACUUUCAUAACAAAUUUUACGAGUUUGAUGUGUAAAAAUUAACUCGGAAUUUUACAUUUCACAAGAUAUUUUUGCGUCCAGAGUUGGCAACAAAGAAC
Molecule: messenger RNA, 1523 nt
Organism: Eutrema salsugineum
Lineage: Eukaryota; Viridiplantae; Streptophyta; Magnoliopsida; Brassicales; Brassicaceae
Exons: 12
Coding region: 109-1365 (418 amino acids)
Cellular component (GO): mitochondrion
Molecular function (GO): protein binding
Source: RefSeq, a predicted model, not a curated record